UGUUCACAACUACAGGAAGCAGGAGAGAAGAAAACCUCCAUGAAUCAGCGCAGCUGUUUAACUUGUGUUCCUUCGUCUCCAGGCAGCUGCUGAAGACCAUCGCCAUGGGUCAGGUUCUGUCUCUGCUGAUCUGUGGCACGGCGGGCAGCAGUCAGUACCUGGCUCACGCCGGGGUGGAGACGCCAAUGCUGCAGAGCUUCCUCAACUACGCCCUGCUGCUGCUCACUUACACCCUAGCCCUGUGUUUUCAGAAAGGUGACACUAACAUCCUGAAGAUCUUAAGAACCAAAUGGUGGAAGUAUCUGGUGAUGGGUCUGGCUGAUGUAGAGGCAAACUACACAGUAGUGAAGGCGUACCAGUUCACCACCCUGACCAGCAUACAGCUGCUGGACUGUUUUGUGAUCCCGGUUCUCAUGGUUCUUUCAUGGAUCUUCCUGAAGACGCGCUACAGGCCUUUGCACUUUGUAGCCGUGACGGUGUGUCUGCUGGGGGUGGGGGCCAUGGUGGGAGCCGACAUUAUAGCCGGGAGAGACACGGAGGGAGGAUCCACCAGUGACGUGGUGCUGGGGGACGGUUUGGUCCUGCUCAGCUCGGUCCUGUAUGCCAUAUCAAACCUGUGCCAGGAGCACACAGUGAAGAACCUGAGCAGAGUUGAGUUCCUGGGAAUGAUGGGGCUGUUCGGCACUCUGAUCAGCGGCCUGCAGCUAGCUGCUCUGGAAAUCAAUGCAGUUAAAGGAAUACAAUUGAACCUUUACAUCAUCACGCUGUUUGGCAUCUAUACUUUGUGUAUGUACGCGCUGUACAGCUUCAUGCCUGUGGUGGUGAAGCUGACGAGUGCGACUGCGGUCAACCUGUCCCUGCUCACUGCGGACCUCUUCAGCCUCUUUUGUGGCCUUUUUCUCUUCAACUAUAAGUUUUCUGUUCUGUACAUCAUCUCGUUUUUCAUCAUUACGGUGGGCUUCAUCAUGUUCCACGCCAUCCCGACGCCCUCCGCUCUACCGGACGUCUCUGAGGCGGCAGACCCUGCGGCUGAGCACGCCUCCGACCGGCUGCUGGCUGCAGACGGAGACGUUCAGGGACCUGAAACAGUGGUGGCCUUCACAGCUCUGUGACUUCAUGUUUGUUUCUGAAUCCAAGGCCGGUUAUCAGAGUCAUGUCAUUGCAAUAAGAAGAGUUCAGUCUCCUACUAUUGUUACAUUAGAUAUGAGAUGAUUUAAUUUUUCUUUAGCUAACUUCUCCAAUAAGGACAGAUAUUUAUGUAAAUAUAAGGACACAGUGUGCACGUUUACAAUCAGUUAUGAGACAUUUUGUAAAAUCCUUUAGCUUUUUUUGUCUUCUCAGUCUGAAUUCCUUAUUAUCUACACUGCUGUUCUAACCCUCUGAAAUAUGCCACUAGCAACAUGAAUAUUAGGCUGAAGGUUACAAAUAUUACUGAAAAGCUCAUUUUAGCAACCAUUUAAUAAAACCUUUUUCUUUUUUUACCUCGCUGAUCCCUGCCCUCAAAUUGUUCCGUCAUGUGGCCGUUACCUCCUCUUGUUUGUACCAUAAAAAAAACACAUUUCAGAACCAGUGAACUGAAACUUUUGCCUCAGUUUAUUUUGCUUUUUAGUUCCACAUUUUGCUGAAUAGUGGAGAUGAACUGUUAUGAAUUGCUUACAUUUUUUUUCCUUUGUGUUUGUUCUGAACUCCAUCCAGACCAGUUAAUCAGAUUGAAAUAUAAGCGGUUCUGAACUCUGAUCAAAACAGCCUCUGGCUGGUAGAGAUUAUUUACUGGAAUCACUUUGUCAAGCUUUCCUUGUUUUGUUGCAGAGUGGCCUUAAAGGUGCUAUUUGUUCAAUUAUACUUCUAUUACAGUUAUCAUUGUGAUUUUUUUAUUAUUGCAUUGCUUUAUGUUUGAAAUAGAGAGUGUAGAAUAAGAAAAUUGUAUUUAUAUCUUUGUUUGGGUGUAAAAAAAAAAAUGCUUUGUUGCAAAGACGGCUACGUUUUAGACUGCAAAAUGCCAAAGAAGAAAAUACCCAAUGUUUUGAGGUGUUGAAAUUUGGCUGUUAAAUGUUUUAAGCACCCGUGGUGAUGGGAUUUAUUUAUAUUUUUUUUUAGGAAUACAUUGACAUUAAAAUGGCUUAUAUGGAUGUCCAAUGUUAUUUCUGCUGUCGCAAAUAACUGGUAUUUACUGAUAUGAUCAUAAAGCCCCCCUACCAAGGAUAUCCAGGACCAUAGGACAGAAAUUAACAUUGGUUAUUUAUAUCAGUCCAGUUCUAUGAAUUGGACCAAUAGCGAAAUGUGAUAAAAUGACCAACAAUGACGGAUAACAAAUUUUUUCCAUUUAAAUUGCUUUAUAAGUGAGCACAUCUACUGAAAAGAAUUGUAAGCCUGAGCAGCACUUUCCUUUGUGGUGAGAAUUGAUAAGAAAAACAUAAAUGUUUUGUUUUCUUCAGUUUUUUUACCAUGGAUGGAGCCACAUUAAAAUGUUGAAAAACGGCCAAAAUAAAUUAGAAAAAGUGUCCUUUUGUUCAAUCACUGCAUCAGUUUCUUGCAUAAAGUUUUCAAAAUUGUAGAGUGUAUAUUUAAUACAAAGUAAAUAUAUGGGACUGGAUUUAAUAAAAAAAAAAAUAAUUAAAAAUCCAC
Molecule: messenger RNA, 2625 nt
Organism: Cyprinodon tularosa
Lineage: Eukaryota; Metazoa; Chordata; Actinopteri; Cyprinodontiformes; Cyprinodontidae
Product: solute carrier family 35 member F2-like
Exons: 7
Biological process (GO): transmembrane transport
Cellular component (GO): membrane
Molecular function (GO): transmembrane transporter activity
Source: RefSeq, a predicted model, not a curated record